AGGCCGUCCUCCCGCCUCUUCGGAAUCCGUCAUGGCGAGCGGAGGCGGCGGCGGCGGCGGUGGCGGCGGAGCUGCGACGGCGGCGGCGAACCUGAACGCGGUGAGGGAGACCAUGGACGUUCUACUUGAGAUUUCAAGGAUUUUGAAUACUGGUUUAGAUAUGGAAACCCUGUCUAUUUGUGUACGGCUUUGUGAACAAGGAAUUAACCCGGAAGCUCUAUCAUCAGUCAUUAAGGAACUUCGCAAGGCUACUGAAGCACUGAAGGCUGCUGAAAACAUGACAAGCUAACUUCCUGGAGAAGUGCUGAUGAGGUGCCAAGCUUUGCAAGAAGCUGAAGAUUGCAUUGUUGUCAUGAAUGUGCAGUGAAAUGACUGCACACAACAGUACAGAAAAUGGUUCCUUCUUAGAAGAGCUACGAAACCAUAGCUUCAGAAAUUGGUGGAGAGUGGUUUACAGAGGGAACUAGCAGAUGAGAUGUAUUUACAUCUGACUGUUUUAAUGGUCUCAGCGCUCUGGCACUGCUAGCUUCUUAUUUAUAAAUGUGUUCCUUAUUUAUAGUGCCUAUAGCUUUACUUUUCUAAGCAUGCUGGCUGUCUGCUGUGCCUGGUUGAAGUUAGUGGAACCCAUCAGCAGUGAUGUCUAGUUGUUAUGAUUAGUUGGCAUUUCUAUUAGAAACUUUAAUUUUGAGUUGUUUAUGCAUAAUAACUGCAUUUAUGUUGCAUUGGUCUGAGAGCUGACAGCAUUUCAGCCACCAUUUGCAAAUUUUCGAUUUAGAGUCCUCGUCUUUCACAGUCUUGGUUUUUAAAAUAGGAACAUUAGAAAACAUUUCUUCUAAUCUGUUCAGUUUUUUAAAUUUUUGAGCCAGAUCAUUUGUUUAUUGACUCAAAAAUGACUUUCUAGAAGCUUGGAUUGUAGGGCUGGGGAGAUGGUUCACUGGAUAAAGCACUUGCUUCACAAGUGUGAGAAUUUUUGGAAUCCAUAGAUCACGUGUAAAGCUGUUUACAUCCAAUCAAAAUAUUAGUUGAGACCAUUUUUAUAAGAGUAUAUAAAGUGCCAGGCGUGGUGGCGCACACCUUUAAUCCCAGCACUCGGGAGGCAGAGGUAGGAGGAUCACUGUGAGUUCGAGGCCACCCUGAGAAUACAUAGUGAAUUCCAGGUCAGCCUGAGCUAGAGUGAGACCCUACCUCAAAAAAACAAAAGGAAAAAAAAAAGAGUAUAUAAAGUGAAAAGGCCAACAUGCAAAAUUCUUUUUUACUUUUAUGUAAUAAAAGUAAACCUAGUAGAUCUUGAAUGAUCACUUAAUCACUGCAUUGUUAAUGUGUUUCAACAGAUACAUAAUGUUUUCUGAAGAAGUAAGGAUUUCCACUCAUUAAACAAAAACUAGUGAGAUGUAUAUCAAGAAGUUUAAGUAUGGUUUUUCAAAACUAAUUUUGCAUGUCAUUCUUUUUAACCCUUAAAAGUUUAAGUCAUCAAAGUGAUGGCUUGAAAAUAAAUUCUAGAAAAUUUAUGAGGAUUGGUUCUGCUCUAUUACAGAAUCUCAGUGGAGUCUUAUUUCCUUUUUGUAAUGCUAAUAUGGAUUUAAUCUGAUUUUAUUGGUUUUUAAACUUUUAACUUGUGUUGACAUCACUUUAAAAUGACAGUAUAAGAAACAUGUACUCCUCUGUAGUAUUUUCUAUUAGACAAGCUAAAGUGGUUUUAAUAACAUUUAGUAGUAGUAAGUAGCCAUCUUCUCUCCUUUUCAGCAGAUCUCAGCUCUUGAUCAGGCACAGUGGUGUAUGCCUGUAAUCUGAGUUACUUAGAAGGUUAAGGCAAAAGAAUCACAAGUCUGAGGACAGUUUGGAGUACAGAAAUAAUACAGGGAGGCCCUGCUUCAAAAGACCAAACAAAAAAACCAUGGCUUUUGGCCAUUUUGAUUUUUUAAAUGCCUGUCAUAUUUACCAAUUCAUCUGAAAUGUCUGUUAUUGGCAGAACAAGUUAGGAAACAGGGAUGUAAGGGAUCGGAAGUAAUUACUGCACAUAAGGUGUGGUGAAGACUAGAGUCCUUGCUUCAGACCUCCCUUUACUCUGAUGUAAGGGAUCGGAAGUAAUUACUGCACAUAAGGCGUGGUGAAGACUAGAGAGUCCUUGUCUCAGACUUACCUUUACUCUGAUGUAAGGGAUCGGUAGUAAUUACUGCAGGUAAGGCAUGGUGAAGACUAGAGAGUCCUUGUCUCAGACCUACCUUUAUUCUGAUGUAAGGGAUUGGUAGUAAUUACUGCAGGUAAGGCAUGGUGAAGACUAGAGAGUCCUUGUCUCAGACCUACCUUUACUCUGAUGUAAGGGGUCGGUAGUAAUUACUAUAGGUAAGGCAUGGUGAAGACUAGAGAGUCCUUGUCUCAGACCUACCUUUACUCUGAUGUAAGGGAUUGGUAGUAAUUACUGCACGUAAGGCAUGGUGAAGACUAGAGUCCUUGUCUCAGACCUUCCUUUACUCAGAUUUGCUUGUAUUUCUAGGCCAUGAAGAUUUGUAGUUCUAUUUAUGGUUUUGUAGAUUAAGUUAUUGAUGUAUGAAACAAAGUGGAAAAAAUAUAUUAACAAUGGGUUAUGUUUACAGAGGACUUCUUUAAUGUGCCACAUUUCUUAAUUAUAAACAUAUUUUAAUGCAUUUUAAGAAAGCAGUGAUACAGUGGCAUGCAUGUUGUCAUUGACAAAAAUAAAACCAGUUGGUGUUACUGGCAUGCAUGCAUGUUUGAUUUAUUAAAUGCUUCUGUGAAUUCAGUGGUGUUUCUAUGGGUAGUUUAUUAAGGUAUUUAUUAUGUUUAUGGCUUUAAAAAUAGGUUAUGCAACUUACAACUUAGGCAUUAAGCUUGAAGUAUAGACAUGCAAUUAUUCUCCCUGGUAGUGAGAGGAGAUAGCUGUAAAAUGUUGCCCAAGGCUUUAACUCAAAGUUGGCAAUUCAAGAGUUAAUAGUAUAUUUUUCUGUACUUCAGAGAAGAGCUUCUUAGUGGGUCAUUAUGAAACUUAUUUACAUGUUGUUCCAACUAUAUGAUAAAGUUUUCUAAUGACUGGAUCAAAUACCAAUCUUCAAACAUUUAAUUAAGAUUAAAAACUCAGUUUCUCAGUCUCACUGACCACUUUUUAUUGUGGUGAAAUAUAAAGUUUGUCGUCAUAAUUAAGUUGGGCAGUUUAAUGGCAUGAAGAUUUUUGUAACCCUCAACAUCCCAUCUUUAGAACUUUCAUCAACCCAAACUGCAACAACAUAUUUAGAAAUAAAAACUCCUCAUCCCUUGA
Messenger RNA from Jaculus jaculus (lesser Egyptian jerboa), 3271 nucleotides. It is a transcript of the gene Mzt1, whose product is annotated as mitotic spindle organizing protein 1. NCBI's taxonomy places the organism in Eukaryota, Metazoa, Chordata, Mammalia, Rodentia, Dipodidae. Gene Ontology annotation, biological process: microtubule nucleation by interphase microtubule organizing center; gamma-tubulin complex localization; mitotic spindle assembly. Gene Ontology annotation, cellular component: gamma-tubulin ring complex; spindle; interphase microtubule organizing center. The record is from RefSeq and is a predicted model, not a curated record. The transcript has 3 exons. The coding region runs from base 32 to 289 and encodes 85 amino acids.